This is a messenger RNA of Penicillium subrubescens, 1680 nucleotides long. Its product is annotated as CBS domain-containing protein. The transcript has 5 exons. Gene Ontology annotation, biological process: cellular response to glucose starvation; regulation of mitotic metaphase/anaphase transition. Lineage: Eukaryota; Fungi; Ascomycota; Eurotiomycetes; Eurotiales; Aspergillaceae. Gene Ontology annotation, molecular function: protein serine/threonine phosphatase inhibitor activity. The coding region runs from base 1 to 1680 and encodes 559 amino acids. The record is from RefSeq and is a predicted model, not a curated record.
AUGGCUGAUAGCCAGCUUCGUCGGGAGGGUUCCGACACCUCCCUCAACGCCUCUGCCGAUCCCACCAACGGUUCUGGUGUGACGUCGCCCCGAUCCAGCACCGAUAACCGCUCGUCACGGAACCAGAACCAGCUUCGCGUUUCACAUAUGCCUCCUGCCAAUCACCAACAUCGUCAAAGCUUGAGUGAAACUCUUCGUGGACCUCCAGGCUCGCCAAGAAAUCGACGACAACCCUCCCUCACGCAGUCCGCUAUUCAGAGCUUGAUUGAUAACCCCCCACCGCCGAAAACUGUCGAUUCUGCCUUUAUCGGCCGCGACUGGCGAGAAAUCUGCAUUGGAGAGCUGGUUAGCCCGGAGGACUUGCAAUUCGUUGAAUUGGACACGGGCGUUGAAGAGGCGACGAACAUCCUGAUUGAUACCGGUGCACCCGUACUGCUUAUUCGAGAAAGCGCUCAGCACAAUGCUGCCGUCGCUACAUUCGACUACUCUGAUUUGAACACAUACCUUUUGUUGGCCGCGGGGUUGACCACCCCGCAAGAAGGACAUCGCACAUCGUAUGAUGAGCUUGCCAAGAAAGCUCGAGAUGGAGAGAAGAUCCCGCUUAAGGAUGUCAAGGCCUUGGGCAUGGAGAAGGAACCGCUUGUUACGCUGCCAGCAUCCGCGAACGUUCUCACAGCGGUAGAGACCUUCGGCGGCGGUAUCCAUCGCGUUGUCGUGACCAAGGAGCCCAAUAACCAAGAAGUGGUUGGUAUCUUCAGUCAGUUCCGACUGGUCAAGUUCCUUUGGGAGAAUGGCCGCAGCUUUCCUGCGAUUGAGCAGCUUUACCCCCAGGCUCUGAACAAUCUGCGCAUUGGAUCCCACAAUGUGAUCUCCAUCAACGGCGAUAAGCCUCUCAGUGAAGGCCUUCAGUUGAUGAACACCGAGGGAGUAUCUUCUCUGGUUGUGGUCGAUAACCAUUGGAAUGUCAUUGGCAAUAUCUCUACGACGGAUGUCAAGCUUCUCACACGGUCCUCAUCGCUACCGCUCCUUCAAAAUACCUGCACGCACUUUAUUUCGGUGAUUCUGUCCACCCGCGGGUUAAUUGAAGGCAAAGACUCUUUCCCUGUUUUCCAUGUGAACCCUACCUCGACACUCGCUCACACAGUUGCCAAGCUCGUGGCAACGAGAUCGCAUCGACUGUGGGUGACCGACCCGUUGUCUCCAUCUUCAUCAGGGCCCCCUACCCCCUCCCACUCCAGUGCACAUAUCCCCUUGGCUGCACCAAUCUCUUCUACGACGACAGGCUCAAACCAUGCACUGUCUCCACCACCUUCACCUCUUCCGACACCCGUGAGCCUCCCUUCACAGUCUCCUGGCCCGGCGACACCCCAUCUCCCAACGCCACCCCAGCCCUACGGCGUCGGCAACACUGUCCCUUUCCCACCGGUCGCAUCCAGCGGCGUUACUCCAUCACUCGCGUCUUCAAUUCCAGCAUCUGCCCUACCAGGCGCUCGCUUAUCUGGGCGCCUGGUUGGAGUUGUCAGCUUGACUGAUAUCUUGAACCUGCACGCCCGCGCAAGUGGCUUGAGCCCCGCAGAUCCGGCCGAAUCUCGGCGCCGUCGACGCAGCAGCUCUUCAAGCAUGAGCGUUCGCCGUAGUGGUGAGAUCGGUCGCGAAUUGUUUAGCCGAGGUGGUGUUUAG